Messenger RNA from Suillus plorans, 939 nucleotides. RefSeq lists its product as uncharacterized. Lineage: Eukaryota; Fungi; Basidiomycota; Agaricomycetes; Boletales; Suillaceae. The transcript has 7 exons. The coding region runs from base 1 to 939 and encodes 312 amino acids. The record is from RefSeq and is a predicted model, not a curated record.
AUGUCAUCCAAAGGACCAACUCGAGAAGCCCUCAACAGGAUUAUCAACCAAGGCCAUGCUGGACUCUCACAGCGUGAACGCCGUGAGCGUCGUCCGUCUGAGAGAGCUUUAUAUCAAGCUGAGGAAGAACAAGUUCGAGAGGUUCGACGACAACCCAAAAGCAACUCAUCUCGCAAGAAAUCUGAUCUAGCGCGCGAUGAUGGAACACAGUUCACUACAGAGGACAUCAAUCUUUUCAGUGCGCCAGCUGUUGAUGGAUCUUUAAAGGCCCGGUUCAGCAAGAUCCCACCUCGUGAGAAGCGAUCAGAGAACUUCGGUCAUCGGACAGUUCACUUGAAGGGACUAGGAAGCAAAUACCGUGGUCUACUAGAGGACCACAACCGGCAAAGGCCAUCUCAUGGCUGGCAAGAAGAUGGACUCAGUAAGGAAUCGGGGUUCAUCAAUAAGACCACCACCAAUGCCCGACGCAGUCAGUUGCAAGCACCCGUCAAACGUGACCAGUGGCAGGUCCCUGUGAACAGUCCGAAAUCACCCUUGCAUCGACUGACAGCAGGCCGGGUCCAAGAACUUGUUGAGCUCCGACACGCGAGAUCAUCACUCAACAAUACCUUGGACGAGAAGGACAAUGGAGAUGAGGAUCAGAAUGCCUAUGACGAUGAAGCUCUUGCUGAUGGACACGAGAAUGACACUCAAGUCUUUGUAAGUCAUGACAAUGAAGCGGCCGAUGACGAUGAGGUCGAGUGCCUUUCUGACAAUAAGUAUUCUCUCAAACACAGUCGUUCAACAUCGUUAGAAGAGAGCGACGGCACGCGCUAUCAUAAGCGUGCCCGCCAUGACGAUCAGCCAUCCCCACAUCAAAGAGACCAACGACUUCCCCGCAAGGUUCGCGACAGCAAGGGCCGAGUUGCAGCCCAUGACUACGAGGAUGCGGUGCAAUAA